GUCUAUAUCAAUAGGAGUAUAAUCUUAUAAUACAUUUUUAGGACAUUCCAAUGAGUGAAGAAUAAUAACAACAUAUUAUAAAUGGGGGAUUACUAAAAUGUGAGGAUAUGCAUAAUGGAUCAUGCAUUGUUGAUGCUUUAUUUCGGUUUGUAAAAAUUUGGAAUAAUUCUUAUAAAUAUUAUAUUCCAAUACAUUUGAUCCCUUUAUUAUUAUUUCAAAGAAAAAAAUUAAAGCAAAAGUAAUUUUACCAACAUAAUUUUAUAGUCCAGGAAAGACUUUGAAAUAAUGCUUUUUGGAAUUUUGUGGUUCUGUAUUUUUUGUUGCUGGAUAUAUUUCAGCUUGUAAAUAUGUUUUCUGUAAAUUAAGAACAAUGGAGUUUAAUAAUAGUAAUGCUAUAACUAUUAUUUUAAUAGGGAUUUCGCUUAGUUUAUCUGGGUUAUUUUCCGGAGUUUUUCUUUUUGCAGAGAAAUUAAAUAGAAGAGCUGAAAUAACCAUCUUUUUAGCUCCUAAAUUUUUAGAAACUGUUUGGCAUAUGCUAUAAAAAAGAAAUUUAGUCAUGAAAAUUGAUUAUUGGGAAUAUAUUAUAUUUGGAAUAGCUAUGGGAAUAAUAAAUUAUCAUUAUAUUAAUAAAGUAAAAAAGAAUAAUAAUAUUAAUUUUUUUAGCCAAAUUAAAUUAAAUACUCUUAUUUGUAAGUAUUCAAAAAAAUAUGGAACUGA
Paramecium sonneborni is the source of this 717-nucleotide messenger RNA. The record is from the annotation of a GenBank genome assembly. NCBI's taxonomy places the organism in Eukaryota, Ciliophora, Oligohymenophorea, Peniculida, Parameciidae.